CGUUUUUAAGUGAGACAGAGCAGCAGCAGCGGUCAUAUGAUGAGGAACAGGGCGGAGUGACCGCCUCUCUGAGCGGGACUCAGGGAUCCUGUCCGGGCGGAGACAGAGCAGUCAGAUCGGAGGAGAACUUACCGCUUCUAAAACCGGACACACACGGUUAUCUGGGAAUCCAUCUGAGACAGAAGCAGGAUGGAGUCUCACAGACUCAGUGGGUCUUCAGAUGUCCAAAUACAGAGGGGCUACAUGCUGCAGCACAGUCCUAGAGCCAGCAGCCAGGAGAACCUGUUUGGAGUGAGAGUGCAGGUUCAGGGCAUCAAAGGUCAGCCUUAUGUGGUUCUGAAUACUUCUGGUGAGGAGAGCCACAAGGAUGUAUCUGUCAUAACUCACCAGGCAGGUUACAAACCAGGCACGGUGAGGAGGUCUGCAGAUGAGACACAGAGGAGGCCAAACUCCUCUGGGUUUAAUUAUCAGAGUGAGUCUGAGAUCCUGAGACCGUAUGCCCCAGAAAAUAUCCAUAACCAUUCCAGGUCUCACCACACAUCCCUUUCUACUGAGACAUCGCAAACUGCCAAACCCAGGAUCCCUCUGCCUGCCGAGGGCCCUGCAGAAGACCCAGCUGAGUUCAACCAUAACCCCAAAUGUCCCUCAGAGGGACAUAGUGCUCCACUGUACCCAAGCUCAGUGGACACCGACUCCAUCAUGUCCGUCGGCAGGCUAAUAUCCCAAUUCAACAGCAGCCUGCAAAGGGGAAGAGGUCCGAGAAACCGACUGGACCCAGAGGCUUGUCGGCGGUCCCGCAGUGUAGACAGCAGUCGAACCUCGAGCUCCUCUUCAUCAUCACCUUUAUCCAGCAUAGCCUCUUCUCUUAAGGGCACCAGAGGUGAUACCCCAGCUGGGAUUUAUCCCCCUGGAUCUGCCAGAGCUCGGCUUCUUGGUGGAGAAUCUGCUUGGACAAACAGUGGGGAGGAAAGCAAGCUCAGCAAAGGACAACAAGGGAAAGAGACAGUAACGCUGUCUCACAGAGCAGAGAAACCGGCUGUCUCCAGGCAAGCUGUGGAUCAAACUGCUAAAUCUGACGAAAGAGACGCACAGGUUACUCCUGAUCUUCUGAAAGGACAGCAAGAGCUCUCAGCAGAUCCACCAGAGGAAGCAACAAAGCAAAUACUCUUCAGUUGUCUUAAAAAUGGGCUCACAGAUGAUGACCCCACAACCCAAAGAAAGGUCAAACUGCUGCUUGAUGACAUCAACAAGCUCAAAUGGAAGACUGUGGAGAGUAUGGAGGAGGAGGAGAAAGCCUCUGCAACGGGACUAAAGGCACUGCAGGAGAAACAGACGGCUCUUGAGAAAGAAGUCUCUCAUCUGAAGCAAAAACUGGACAUUGAGAUUAAGAAUGAGAUGACUUUAGCCAAGGCAUUUGAGAAAGCAAGGACUGAGAAGAAGAAACUUCAGGAGGAGUUGAACAAAAGUCAGACGGAGCUCCGCAAACUGAGAGAGAAACUGGCAGAAAUUGAGGCAGAACUUCAGUCCACCAAACAGGAACUGACUCAGAUGAAGACAGAACGAGAAAGAGCCAGUGCAGAGAUGAAAGACCUCCAGCAACAGCUCUCUGAGAUGCACGAUGAGUUGGACAAAGCCAAGAAGACCGACGUGAUAAAUACAGAGAAAGAGGUCCUUCUUGGGGAUUUGGCACAGCUGCGUGUGGACUUCCAGGAGAUGCUACAAGCCAAAGAGGAGCAGGAGGAGGUGCUGCACCACAAAGAAAGGGAGCUUAUUGCCCUGAAGGGGGCAAUUACAGAGGAGGUGGAGACUCAUGAUAAAUACAUCACUGCUUUGAAGGAAGAAUAUGAACAGGAGAUUGAGAAGCUGCUAAAUGAUUUGCAACAGGCUAAUGAGAGUAACAUUUACUUGGGUCAGGAGAAGGCUCAGGUGGAUGAGGAGAGAGGUAAAGCAAAGGUGCAGCUGAAGGAACUGAUCCAGGAAAGAGAUAAUCUGAAAGGAAAAGCUAGAGAACUCAGCAAUAAGGUGGAGCAACUGAAUCAGGUCAUCCAGGAGUUCAAAACCACAGAGAGAAUGAUGGAGCAGAGAACAAAGCAGCUGGAGAGGGAAAAGAACCAGGUGGAGGAAAUGCUGGAGGAUGUAAGGAGGAGCGAGGAGGAGCUGUGUCAGUCUAACCAGUCUUUGCUUUCCCGCUUGGAGGAUGUGCAGAGUAAGCUGACCAAACUAAACCAUGAGCACAAGGAGUUAAAGGAAAAGCUUAAAGAAGAGAAGAAACAAGUUGAAGAGCUGUGGAAAACCAAAGCAGAGUUGGAGGACGAGAGGAGGAUGCAGGACAGGGCCAUGGAACAACUGCAGAGAAAGAUGAACACCAUCAUGGAGGAGUGCGAGGCGUCCACAGAUGUGCUUCAGAACCAGGUCGACGAGGCCAGAGAGAGGAGUCAGAGGGAGCUGACUGAGCUACGCAGGCAGCUGCAGGAAAAGGGAGGAGAGCUGGAGAAAUCCAGACAGGCAGCCAAAAAACUGCAGGAAGAGCUGCUUCCUCUGGAGGAGGAUCUGCGACGGUGUCGCAGGGAGCAGCAGGAGGCCCAGCUGAGAGGCCAGCAGCUGGAGCAGCGGGUGGAGGAGCUGGAGGAGAAGAACGCAGCUGGGCUGGAAGAGCGCGAGCGCCAGAUCAAACUCAUGGAGGAGCGAAUCAGGCACCUAGAAGAAGAUCUCAACGAUGAACAUAGCAGUUCGGAUCGCUUGAUGGAGCGAUUAGACAAAGCCAAAGAACAGAUGGAUCAGAUGAGGAAUGAGCUGCUGCAGGAACGAGCAGCCAGGCAGGAUGUGGAGUGUGACAAGAUGAGCCUGGAGAGACAGAAUAAAGACCUAAAGAGCAGGGUUACUCAUCUGGAAGGAUCCCAGAGAACAAACCAGGAUUCACUCGUCUCAAAACUGAGCAGUCGAAUCCAAGAACUGGAGGAGAGGCUGCUGGGGGAAGAGAGGGAAAACAACAGCCUGCAGCAGGCGAAUCGCAAACUGGAACGCAAAGUGAAGGAGUUGAAAAUACAGGCGGACGAGGAGCACAUCAACCUGCAGAGCCAGAUGGACCAGCUGACUCAAAGGUUGAAGACAGCAAAGAGGCAGAUGGAUGAGGCGGAGGAGGAAAUUGAGCGUUUGGAGCACAGUAAAAAGAAGCUGCAGAGAGAAGUGGACGAGCAGAUGGAGGCCAACGAGCAGCUUCAUGGCCAGCUGAAUACUCUGCGAAAUGAGAUGAGGCGUAAGAAGAAAUCACCUCCCUUCAUGAAGCUUGUGGAGGAAGAUUUGAACAACACGGAUGAUUUUGGUUCAGAUUGAUGGACUUAUGGGAUAAAAAAUACUAAUGGACUUCAUGAAGAAAUGUUCUUACUGUGAAGAUAUUGUAACACAGCAUAAUACCAUUAACAACUCAGGUGUGAAUUAUCAUUUUCUACUUUGAUCUACAGCUAUUGGCGCUUUGUCAGUGCUGACCUCUUGUGGUAAUAUUUAUAACUGUAUUUAAUGAAUUAAUGUACAUUGCAUUUUGAUUUAUGCUUUGUUUUCUAUCAAUAUAUUACUGUGAAUUAAGAUGGCAUCAGCCUAAUCCAAAGCAAACAAUUAUCCAGAUGAAAGCACUUUUUCAACAUUUACCCAUCUGUAUGUACCUUUAGAAAUGGUAAUCUAAAAUAAAUCUAAAUAUUUUA
Messenger RNA from Girardinichthys multiradiatus, 3698 nucleotides. RefSeq names its product cingulin-like protein 1. Lineage: Eukaryota; Metazoa; Chordata; Actinopteri; Cyprinodontiformes; Goodeidae. The record is from RefSeq and is a predicted model, not a curated record. Bases 190 to 3333 code for a protein of 1047 amino acids. The transcript has 19 exons. Gene Ontology annotation, cellular component: myosin complex.